AUGCAGAACUCCACCCUCGAAGUGUCAAUAUUGACAGACAUGGCCAAUUUUGAGUAUGAUUCAAAGAGACUUGAUCAAAACGUUACCAGAGGACGGUUUAAAGACGAAGUAGCAAUCGUCUGCGGCGGAGCAAGUGGGAUUGGAAGAGCCACGGUAAAAAGGUUUUUGAAUGAUGGGGCCAAAGUGGCAGUUUUUGACUUGAAUGGUGACAAUGACUUUGGAGAUGAAAAUGUGAAAGUUUACCAGAUUGACUGCAGUAAAAAAGAAGAUUGUGAGACCUCAGUAUCAUCAGUCAUCUCGGACUUCGGAAAAAUCAACCACUUGGUCUAUUCCGUCGCGUAUUUUGGCUCAAAAGCUCUCGACGCAACAGAAGAAGAUUGGUCAAAAUCGCUGAUGAUCAAUGUCGCCGGCGCCGGGUUCAUGAUUUCAGCCGUCACUCCUCAUUUAGAAAAAGCGGAGGAGAGGAGAAGAUCUGUUUGUCUUCUGACGUCGAUUUCUUCGACUCAAGCGCAAUGGCACAGGUGGACUUAUGGCGCGACAAAGGGGGCUUUGUGGAGCUUGGUUCGGCAUGCGACCUUGGAACUAGGAGAAAAGGGGAUAAGGGUCAAUUCUGUCAGUCCGUCGUGGAUUUGGACUCCUGAAGUGGCAAAAGCCUAUCCUGAAAAAUCCGAAAUCAACUCUCCAUCUGGCCCUGGCCAACUUUACCAUUCCCUCGGCCGAGUCGGGGAGGUGGAUGAAGUUGCUGCUGCGAUUUGCUUUUUAGCUUCGAGAGAUGCUGGGUUUAUUCAUGGCCACGAUUUACAAGUUGGCGGUGGGUACCACGCAAUGGGCCCUGAAGGAUGCCAACCUGCCAAAUUUGCUGGCUCCACUGAUUCUUAA
Messenger RNA from Oikopleura dioica, 879 nucleotides. Lineage: Eukaryota; Metazoa; Chordata; Appendicularia; Copelata; Oikopleuridae. The record is from the annotation of a GenBank genome assembly.